Schistocerca piceifrons (Central American locust) is the source of this 1803-nucleotide messenger RNA. RefSeq names its product calcineurin subunit B type 2. The coding region runs from base 111 to 623 and encodes 170 amino acids. Gene Ontology annotation, molecular function: calcium ion binding; calcium-dependent protein serine/threonine phosphatase regulator activity. The transcript is spliced from 6 exons. NCBI's taxonomy places the organism in Eukaryota, Metazoa, Arthropoda, Insecta, Orthoptera, Acrididae. The record is from RefSeq and is a predicted model, not a curated record.
GAAGAUUUUUGGUGCAGGAAGAGAAAGCUCACAGUAGUUGUUCUCAUCUUUGGUUUUGACCUAUAUCGUCUUUGGAUUUUGACAAGCAAGAAUAAUAAGAAAAACACAAAAUGGGAAAUGAAAGUUCUCUUCCUAUGGAACUAUGUUCAAACUUUGAUGCUGAUGAAAUACGACGACUUGGGAAACGUUUCAGAAAGCUUGAUUUAGACAACUCAGGUUCUUUGAGUAUUGAUGAAUUUAUGUCACUGCCCGAGUUACAGCAGAAUCCUUUAGUACAACGCGUUAUAGAUAUAUUUGAUGCCGACGGGAACGGCGAAGUGGAUUUUAAAGAAUUCAUACAAGGUGUUUCCCAGUUCAGUGUAAAAGGAGAUAAGGAAUCAAAACUGAGGUUUGCAUUCAGAAUAUAUGAUAUGGACAAUGAUGGGUACAUAUCCAAUGGGGAACUGUUUCAGGUGCUAAAAAUGAUGGUUGGUAACAAUUUGAAGGACACACAGCUUCAGCAAAUUGUUGAUAAAACAAUAUUAUUUGCUGACAAAGAUGAGGAUGGGAAAAUUAAUUUUGAAGAGUUUUGCUCUGUGGUGGGCAACACAGAUAUUCACAAAAAGAUGGUGGUUGACGUUUAACUUACAGUUGCUUCCAGCAUGAAUUCUAAAGCUAAGGGGAUGAAGUGGUGUCUCAUACUGUGAAAGUAAUGUUUGAUUUCACCUUUUGAUCUUCCUUCUCCAGACUCUGAAUAACAUAUAAGCGAGUGUGUUUGUUUCAUACAUUCUGAGGAAGCCUCGGGGUAACAUUUACUCGCGAGUGUUUGUUUCAUACACUGUUGAUAAGUCAAUACUGUAACAGUCUAAAUGUGAUUAACACAGAAAUUCCUUUUUUGUGUCUUUUCUACAGUUAUCUCCUAUCUUCAAUUUACUGCCACAUAUUUUCUAAGGAAGUUUCCUUGGAGUAUUUUGUGCAGUGAAAUCUUGUUGCAUGUUUAUCAUAUUGAUGUUCACAUUCAUUAAUACAUUAGUCUCACCAGGCACAUUAAACUGUGAUCUUUCAUAAAAUUUAUCAUGUAUAAAUAUGUAUAAAAGACGAUAAACUCAUUGUUACAUGUUGAAGGAACUUAUUCUGUAUCAAUUUAGUGAAACAUUAAACUCUGCUGCACACAUCUGUUGUUGCCAGGUAGCGUUCCUAGUCACGCUUUAAUGCUCAUUACCUUCUGAAGGUCACUUGCUGAACAGAUUGUGGAGAAAAGUGUAUAUCAUUCUGACUUUUCGGAAUGUAAUGAAGCUGUUCUCUAUGUAGCUGGCACAAGUGUACAAUAAAGAAUAGAGAGAGGAUUUGUCUUAGUGUGACAAAACUCGGUAAACCACUUCAUAAACAAAGUUCUAGUUUUUCGCAUAUUUACAUUACAUGAAAAUACAUAUUCAUAUAAUACAAUGCACUUUUACACGUUCUUAUAUACACAGAUUCUCUGGUUACAUUACAGAUUCAUUAUGAUACGGUGGAUGAGAUGUCUCAUUUCAAUAUAUCUCAUUAUGUUUUGUUUUUCGAAAUACUGUUUACCCUUGUAUUUCUCAAUUUCUCAGUCUAAAGCUUUAAUAUACCAUUUAUAAAUAUAACAUGUAUUUGUUUUAAAUUAUUUUACCUCAAGAUGUUUUCUUAAAUAUUUGUUUUUAUAUUUGAAAUCUAAUGUUUGUUAUUGAUGUGAUUUGUUCCAUUCAAACUGAUUUAGGCAUUUAAAGAAGGAUUGAAAUGUGAUGUAGAAAAUUUUGCAUGUACAUUUUGUGUGUUCGAAUAAAAUGAUUUUAUUACCCA